UUCUUGACAUUUUGCGGCUUUUAAAAUAGAGAAAUGAAAGAAAAUGUUCAUUUAUUUACUUUUAUUUAAAAUGUGUCCACCAGGCAAACAACCUAUGGAUUUUCAUUCUGAAAUAGCGAAGUUUGUUCCAUAAGUUCAGCGUAUCACUGUUGGUUUGUUACGUAGAGGUUAAGUAAUGCUGCGUAACAUCAAGCUCCAGCGGUAACACGUGUGUUUUACUGUUUUAUUAUUGGUGCACUCCUUGUUUAUCCUUCCAGGGUGGACCAGGAUGCCUUCCUCUCCUGUUGUAGUCCUGAAUGCAGGGCUGCAGAUGCCUAUCCUGGGUCUGGGGACCUACAAGCUGCGCGGUCCUGACGAGGUGCAUCGGUCUGUGGAUGCUGCUCUGGCUGCAGGGUACAGGGCCUUUGACAGUGCAGCUGUCUACCGCAAUGAGGCCGACCUAGGCAGGGCUCUGAGGGAGCUGCUGCCAAAAUAUGGCUUAACCAGGGAGGAUGUGUUCAUAACCAGUAAGCUGGGUCCCAAGGAUCAAGGUGAAAAGGCCAUGGAGGGUGCCCUCCACAGCUUGACUCAGCUGAACUUGGGUUACAUCGACCUGUACCUGAUCCACUGGCCCGGUACUCAAGGACUACCAGUGGCUGAUCCACGCAACGCGGGUAACCGAGCUCAGAGCUGGGCCGCACUGGAGGAGCUGCAUGGUCAGGGGAAGCUGAGGGCUAUAGGAGUGUCCAACUACACAGCAGCACACCUGAGAGAGCUGAUGCAGAGCUGCAAAGUCCCUCCUGCAGUGCUACAGGUGGAGUUUCACCCUCAGCUCAUCCAGACAGACCUGAGGAGUUUGUGCCAGGAGUACCGGGUCUGCUUCCAGGCCUACUCCUCUCUAGGGAAAGGAGAGCUGGUCUCUGAGCCUGUGAUUCAGGAGGUGGCAAAGAGCGCUGAACGCUCGCCUGCACAGGUUUUGCUGCGCUGGGCGGUGCAGCAGGGAGUCCCGGUUCUCCCUAAAUCAUCAGAUCCGGUCAGAAUCCAGCAGAACGCAGAGGUCUUUGACUUCUCUCUGAGUCAGGCUGACAUGGACAGACUGACAGCUCUGGACCGGGGACACCGGUACUGCUGGGACCCAUCAGAGGUGGCCUGAGACAACUGUGGUCUAAGAAACUAAUCUCCCAUGAUGCCUUGUG
This is a messenger RNA of Nothobranchius furzeri (turquoise killifish), 1175 nucleotides long. RefSeq names its product glyoxal reductase. NCBI's taxonomy places the organism in Eukaryota, Metazoa, Chordata, Actinopteri, Cyprinodontiformes, Nothobranchiidae. The record is from RefSeq and is a predicted model, not a curated record. Gene Ontology annotation, molecular function: oxidoreductase activity.